UUGGCCAUUUACCAAUUUAUCCAAAAAAAAGUGUAAGAUUGUGUGAUAUUGUUUGCUUCCUCAGAAACCCUAAAAGUUGAAUCAUAGAUGGAACUGACAUGGUUGAGUGCCAUUCUGGUGGGAGCUGGUUAUCUUGCUUUGGGUUACUUCAUUGGUUCUCAGUAUCCUCCUCGUUUCAUUUUCUCACGUAAAUUAUUGACGAAACACAACGAUGCUACACUUUUCAACGAUACCAACAAUAAGAGAAAUAGUAAGUCCAAACUCAAAGACCCUCUUCAGAUUGAACAACUAGCUGACAUUCUCGAUGAUUUUAAGAUGAUUCUCGUUGUCAGAAAUGAUCUUAAAAUGGGCAAAGGGAAGAUUGCUGCUCAGUGCAGUCAUGCAACGUUGGGUCUCUAUAAAAAGCUCCUUCAUCGAGCACCAAAGGCGUUGAAUAGGUGGGAGAUGUCUGCGCAGCCAAAGGUUGUUGUCAAAAUUGAAAGUGAAGAAGAUAUGCUUGCUAUGCAGGAAAGGGCUAAAUCUCUGAAGUUACCCACCCAUAUCACAAUUGAUGCUGGGAGAACACAGAUUGCACCAAAUUCCAGAACAGUGAUGGCAAUUCUUGGACCCGUUGAGGUAGUAGAUGAGGUAACAGGUGGACUUAAACUACUAUAGUCUUCUGUCGGAUCAACAUGGUGCUGUUGAUCAUGAACCGCGAGUGUUCACGAAGGAUAGCAGCUCGAACUAAUUAUGAACCGCGUGAAGAUUUGCCGUGUUCUUUGUCUACAAAAUGAUUUGGGAUUAAUCUUUAGUUGACAGUGAUGAUGAUGAUAAUGAUGAUGAUGAAAUUUUUGUUUUAAAAUCCUUGCUGAUAAAAACUGUGGAACUGAGUUCAGUUUGUAUGAGAUAUUAUUUAUAUCAGGGUGAUUCUUGGCUUCCAAAAUGU
Vigna umbellata (rice bean) is the source of this 925-nucleotide messenger RNA. NCBI's taxonomy places the organism in Eukaryota, Viridiplantae, Streptophyta, Magnoliopsida, Fabales, Fabaceae. The record is from RefSeq and is a predicted model, not a curated record.